UAUUUUGGAUAAUCACAUGGUUAUAACUUCUAACAACUAUGAUAUACUAAUUUUAAAAUUCUUGUGGUUCAAUCAUUGAAUCUUUCCCUGCUUGAUAUUCUUCUAUAAGUUCCCGCUGCUAAUCUUGAUUAGUUCAAUCAAUUCAACUACGCAGGCUCUGUUUGAGGUGGUUGACUAAAAAUGGGUGCCGUUACUCGAUACAUGAUUCUUAUUCUCUUGGUGAUCAGCGUAGCUGACGGCCGCAUCCUGACUCUCAAUUCCUCCAACGAUGAUUUGAUCUCGGAUGGAAUCAACGACCGUGAUUCGUCUGUGACGCAGAAUCUGAGCAGCUGCCGUCACCAGUAUGGUUUCCUGCCCUGCGCAGAAAAUGCUGCGGGUUACAUUUUCAUGAUUGUGGUGUAUCAAGUGCUCCUCAUAGUCGGAGACAAGCUAAUAGGCAGUGGAAGCGAUGUCUUCUUCUACGUCACCGGCCCUAGAAUUGGCGGUAUUAUAUUUCGUAUCCUGAGAGCGCUGCCGUCGAUGAUGCUCAUGAUCAUUUCAGGAGUUUUAGGCGAUAAGACGAAUGCUCAAGCUCAAGUGUCAGUCGUUGUUGGUGUUUACGCCGGAAUCACCGUCUUUAGUCUUACAGCUCAGUGGUUUAUGACUCUGGUUUCCGCUAGCAAAUCACUGAGCAAGGGAGCAGAUGAGGAUGAAGAAAGCUCAGAUUCAAUAUAUUGUUUUCCGAAGAAACUAAAUCUCAGGAGCUUGAUAGAGAAUGGCGUGAAUGUUGAUGACGAUACUUGUAGAACUGCAAAGAUCAUGCUGUUAUCUUUGAUUCCUUACGUCGUUCUACAGCUGGUUUAUGCCUUCGACUCCUCUUCUGGAAAGCGUAUCAUAACUUUGAUAGCUCUUGUCGUCUCAUCCUUGUCUCUCAUUGCAUAUUUCGCCUAUCAGAUUAAGGAUCCAUGGAUGCAGAAGAGAAGUUUAAAUUAUUCAAAGUUCGAUAGUGUGCAGAGAGGAUUAAUCCAGCAUGUGGAAGGGCUGGGGAAACUUGUGAAUGAAGACGGAACACCUAACACUCUUCUCAUCAAAAGUUUCUUCGAUAAAGCAGAUAAAGACGAUGACCAAUGCAUAGAGGAGGAUGAAUUAGAAAAAAUGGUGCGCAAAGUGUUUCAGGCUGGGAAGGUGGAUAUUGGCCAAAACGACGCUAUGAGCAACGUUUUGAACAAACUCGACCGCAACAGGGAUAAGAAAAUCACUGAGGAUGAAUUCGUCGAUGGAUUCAAACAAUGGAUUGAUGAAGCCAAAAAUCCAGCUUCUGAUGAUGAUUUCGAUGCAAAAGAAAUGUUUCACAAGGCCUCGCAGCUACUGAAAGAGAGGAAGGAAAACAAUUCCUCCGACAUAGACAGGAUAAUGGCGAAGAUUUUGAAGCAAGCUGAAGGGCAACUGAUGAAGUCUGAGAAACUAAUCACAGAUAAUGGGGAGCCAAAUGUUGAGCGCAUCAAGUGUCUCUUCAGGGAAUUCGACACUAAUGAAGAUGGAACCCUAACAGCACCAGAAGUAAAGCAACUGAUAGGCAGAGUGAAAUUCGGAACGUAUCAAAUGAAAGACGAAGAUGUGAUAAAGGAGAUGUUCAAAGUAUUUGAUCAGGAUGGCAAUGAAGCAAUUGAUGAGAAAGAGUUUAUUAAGGGAGUACAAGCAUAUCUAGACAAGGCCAUGAAAGCUGUGGGUAAAUCAGGAAAGACUAGAGCUCUUGAAGAAUUCGAGAAGAUUGUGUGGAAAGAGGAAGAGUAUGGAAUAUAUGGUGUGUUGAAAUCUGUAUUUCGAGUGUUGCUAGGCAUAGCUAUGCUAACCUUCCUGGCAGGACCUCUCAUGAGUACCAUUCUGGAGUUAUCAAAUGCAAUGAGCCUCCCUUCCUUCGUCGUCUCCUUCGUUGUUGUGCCGUUGGCCAUGAAUGGUCGGGCGGCAAUAGCAGCAGUCCUACCAUCUACUAGAAACAGAAAGUCUUCUUUGACAUUUUCAGAGAUCUACGGUGGAGUGAUAAUGAACAACAUGUCGGGAUUGACGACGUUGCUGGCAAUCGUAUAUGCAAAAGAAUUGACAUGGGAUUUCUCAGCAGAAGUGCUGACAAUUAUGGUGGUGUGCUUCCUAGUAGGAAUGCAUGCAUUCUUGAACAAAACUUACUAUCUAUGGACAUGCAUACCAGCAUUGCUCCUCUAUCCUUUUUCCUUGGGAUUGUUUUAUUUUUGUCAGGUUUUCCUUAGUUGGAAUUAGCAGUUUUUCAUGUAUUCAAUUAUAUUGGUAUUCGUUUUUGUAUAUCAGCAAAGUGAAAUAACAAAUAUUCCAUCUGCGGUCUUUCUUA
Salvia miltiorrhiza (redroot sage) is the source of this 2341-nucleotide messenger RNA. RefSeq names its product sodium/calcium exchanger NCL-like. The record is from RefSeq and is a predicted model, not a curated record. The transcript has 9 exons. The coding region runs from base 181 to 2253 and encodes 690 amino acids. Gene Ontology annotation, cellular component: membrane. Gene Ontology annotation, molecular function: calcium:proton antiporter activity; calcium ion binding. Gene Ontology annotation, biological process: intracellular calcium ion homeostasis; calcium ion transmembrane transport. Lineage: Eukaryota; Viridiplantae; Streptophyta; Magnoliopsida; Lamiales; Lamiaceae.